Dothidotthia symphoricarpi CBS 119687 is the source of this 933-nucleotide messenger RNA. RefSeq lists its product as uncharacterized. The record is from RefSeq and is a predicted model, not a curated record. Lineage: Eukaryota; Fungi; Ascomycota; Dothideomycetes; Pleosporales; Dothidotthiaceae. The transcript is spliced from 3 exons. Bases 1 to 933 code for a protein of 310 amino acids.
AUGAACUUCUCCUCCGGCGACCUAGCAAUCUGCACAACCUGCGGCACGCAAUACGACGUCCCGCUCUCCUCCCCACCACCCAGCUGUCGCAUAUGCGAUGACCCGCGCCAAUACGUCCCCGCCGCGGGACAAUCAUGGACUAGUCUCGCUGCCUCGUCGCCCACGCAGAAGAACGAAUUCGGAACCGACCCUCUCGACCCGCGCAUCCACUACAUCACCACAUCGGCCGUGACGCCCGCAUCCCUACCCCCAGGCCUCUCCGACUCGACGACAACGCGCAAGCAGCUCGGCAUCGGAGAGCGCGCGAUCCUGCUCCAGACCGACGGCGGAAACGUACUAUGGGACCUCAUUGCGUUCAUCGACGAAGCGACUGUGCAGUUCAUCAAGGAAAAGGGGGGACUGAAGGCGAUUGUCAUUUCGCACCCGCACUUCUACACGACGCAUCUAGAGUGGGCGCGCAUAUUCGCGUGUCCCGUGUACACCAGUCUAGACGACGAGACGUGGCUGAACCGCGCGGACAACGAGGGCGUACGGAAACUAAUCCAAGGCGUGACUGAGAUUAUGCCGGGCGUGACAGCGAUCCAAGCCGGCGGCCAUUUCGACGGGUCGUUAUUCCUGCACUGGGAGAAGAAGCUCUUCAUCGCCGAUACCAUGAUGUCGGUUCCGUCUGGCUUCUACCACCAGGAUCGCCUCCCCGGCACGACGUCGUUCUCCUUCAUGUGGUCGUACCCGAAUAUGAUUCCCCUGCCGCCGGCGAAGAUUCACGGCAUUUGGAAGGCGCUCAAGCCGUUUGCGUUUGAGACUACGUAUGGUGGGUUUCCGGGGCAGAAUGUUACGCGCCCGGAUUUGAAGGAGCAGGUGCUGGAGAGUAUGAAGAUUUUUCUGAGGGUUGGGGGGCAUGAGAGUGCGGGGGUGUUUGGGGAGACGGUGUAA